This is a messenger RNA of Lactuca saligna, 483 nucleotides long. The record is from the annotation of a GenBank genome assembly. Lineage: Eukaryota; Viridiplantae; Streptophyta; Magnoliopsida; Asterales; Asteraceae.
AUGCCCUUAAUAACGUUGAUACCCACAUCGGUUUUAUGGGGCUAUUUUGCUUACAUAGCCAUUGACACUCUUCCUGGAAACCAGUUUUGGGAAAGAAUCUUAUUUAUUUUUGUUCCCCAUAGUCGAAUAUACAAGGUUCUUGAAAGGGUUCACGCUUCUUUUGUUGAAUCGGUGCCAUAUAGAACCAUUUUCAUGUUCACGAUCUUCCAAAUUGUCUAUUUCCUUACGUGUUUUGGUGUGACAUGGAUACCUAUCGUUGGCAUUCUCUUCCCUAUUCCAUUCUUCCUUCUCAUCACAAUACAACAACACACUCUACCAAAACUGUUUCACCCUUAUCAUUUGAGUGAACUGGAUGCAGCCAAGUAUGAGGAAAUCGUGAAUCUUAGGAACUCACAACAAAUUCAUGGACCAAUUCUUGUUGUUGUUCCUUUAUCAAAUUUGGCAAAUUUGGCUAAGAGUUCAGAAAGUGCCUUCCUGAUAUGA